Messenger RNA from Asterias rubens (European starfish), 528 nucleotides. RefSeq lists its product as uncharacterized. The transcript has a single exon. The coding region runs from base 1 to 528 and encodes 175 amino acids. The record is from RefSeq and is a predicted model, not a curated record. NCBI's taxonomy places the organism in Eukaryota, Metazoa, Echinodermata, Asteroidea, Forcipulatida, Asteriidae.
AUGCUCAAUGGAAGGAGUCUUCGUUCUAGACUGGACAUCCUUAAACCAGACAUUCGUCACCGUGUCACUCAGAAACAAAAAGAUCAGACUGUGUGUCACAAAUCUUCAAAGACAACUCGAGAACUACACGAGAAUCAACAUGUGCUAGUUCGCGACUACAGAGGCCCUCGGAAGUGGAUAACUGGAGUUAUCAACGCACGCACUGGCCCACUGUCAUAUGAAGUAAGAGUUGGCCCAGACUCCAUCUGGCGUAGACACAUUGAACAACUUCUUGAUGCAGAAACUGGAAAAUCCUUCGCUCAACAGCCAGAGAUGGUCCCCGAUAUUCUACCUCCUGUCGUUCCAGAGACCAUUGGCCAGACAUCAUCUGAUCCCCUUAAAGCGUCUCCAUCACCAGGAUCUUCAUCACUCCUUCAGAGCGAAAAGGAACAACCAACUGCUCCUUCUACAAUAACAGGAUCUCCUUCAAGGACUGAGCGUCGCUAUCCGCUGCGAACUCUGAAACCCCCUGAUAAACUUGAUCUAUAG